CAAACAAAAGACUAAGGACAGUGGGCACAUCAGGCAUUGGAUCAUGUCUAUAUUUCAGACCUUCAAAUUAAAAAGGAGAAAAGAAGCGACAGCUGAGACAGCAUUGAUGCAAAAUGUUGAAAAGAAUGGUGCAAUGUUACUCAAAGAGGUGAUUGCUUCUUCUUAUGGAAAAUGUUGUCCUAUCCGGUGCUUCUCUGUGGAAGAACUGAAAAAAGCAAAAAACAUCUGUGACCGAGGCCAUGCUUUUAAAAAAGAUGGCUUUCAUGCACUCUACAAGGGCUCUCUUCAGGGUAGACCACUUUGCAUUAAGGAAUAUUCACCAGAUGCGAAUAUUAGUUCAGUUAUUAAUGAGAUUGUGAUUGGAUCCUGGAUGAGCAUUAAUAAGAAUGUUUUGAAGCUCUUAGGAUGCUGCUUGGAGACCGAAAUCCCUAUUCUAGUGUUCGAGCUUGCAGAGAUUAAGGGAACUUUGAGCCGUCGUCUUUUUGGGUCCUACGGAGCAGAGUGGCAACCUCUACCAUGGAGAUGCAGGUUAAGGGUCGCAGUGGACGUAGCAACUGCAGUUGCAUACCUACACACUGCCCUUCCCACACCCAUCAUCCACAGGGACAUUAAGCCUGAGAACAUUAUUCUGGAUCAAAGUAAUUUUGCCAAAUUGUCUGAUUUCUCUCUUUGCAUAUCCAUUCCUGAAGGUGAAACACAAGUAGAAGUUGAUCCUUACGGAACGAUGGGAUUCAUUGCACCAGAGAACUUUACUACCCGUUGUUUGACCGAGAAAGCUGAUGUUUAUUCUUUUGGUAUGCUUCUGCUGGUGCUUUUGACUAGACAAAGGUACUUCUGGCGCCAAAUUGAGAGGGAUAUAGAUGAUCUUGAUGAAGUAUCCAACCCCGCAAAGUAUUUUGUUGAGAACAACAGGUUGAGUGAGAUUGUGGAUCCUGUAGUAUUGAAAGAGGCAGCUGGAAGGUCUGGGAUGGAGCAGAUGUUGCAGGAUUUUGCAACAGUUGCCCUGAGGUGCAUCAAUUUAACAGUAGAAGAUAGGCCAACAAUGAUUGAUGCAGCAAAACAACUCAUGCAGAUUGAACAGUCUACUCUCGCCCAGUAAAUUGCUUCACUUGGCUCCAUCCAAGUUAUUUCACUUGGACGAUGUUCCAGGAUUUUUGACAUUUGGAUUUAUUUUACUUUAUUUACUUACCUUUUACUUCAAUUCCGAAAAUAUAGUAUUCGUAAUCUUAAGUGGGUUUGGACUGCUUUCUUGUGA
Malania oleifera is the source of this 1255-nucleotide messenger RNA. Its product is annotated as serine/threonine-protein kinase ZRK1-like. The transcript has 3 exons. Gene Ontology annotation, molecular function: ATP binding; protein serine/threonine kinase activity. The coding region runs from base 44 to 1099 and encodes 351 amino acids. The record is from RefSeq and is a predicted model, not a curated record. NCBI's taxonomy places the organism in Eukaryota, Viridiplantae, Streptophyta, Magnoliopsida, Santalales, Ximeniaceae. Gene Ontology annotation, cellular component: plasma membrane. Gene Ontology annotation, biological process: cell surface receptor signaling pathway; protein phosphorylation.